AUGAUUCUGCAGCUCUUAGCUGAAGCGCAAUCGUUACCGAGAGUCCGAUUACGAAUUUUUCUCACAAGCAGACCUGAGAUUCCAGUCCGAUAUAGGCUUGGUCAGAUACCAGACACGGAGCAUCAGGACUUUGUUCUCCAUAGUAUAUCGCCGGCGAUUGUUGACCACGACAUCUCUCUCUUCCUAGAAUACAAUCUAGGACUUAUCGGACGGGAACUCUGGCUGCACGACGGCUGGCCGGGCAAGGAAAUCGUUAUGCGGAUGGUCCACAAUGCGAGUGGACUGUUCAUCUGGGCUGCAACCGCCUGUCGAUAUAUUCGUAAGGGGAAAAGAUAUGCAGCGAAACGGCUCGAUACGAUCCUUCACAAUAGUGCUAGCACCCCCAUAGGGCCGGAGAAGCGCCUCGACGAGAUCUACACUACUGUCCUCCAGCAAUCUGUAGUCCAGAAUACACGGACGAGGAGAAAGGAGAAUCGUAUCAAAUGCUACGACAAGUCCUUGGAAAUGCUCCGUGUCACAAAGGAGGAUGUCAACCUGUCCCUGUUAGACCUGCACUCUGUCCUAGAUAUCCCAAAGGACCAAACUUGCCCUAUCCGCCUCCACCACCCUUCAUUUCGCGACUUUCUCCUCAACGAGGAUAGGUGCAAGGAUCCAAACUUCUGGGUAGACGAGAAGCAAGCACAUCAGACGCUAGCUGAUAGUUGCAUACAUUUAAUGUCCCAGAAACUCAAGCAGGAUGUUUGCGAAUUGCAGGCUCCUGGGAGUCAAGCCGGCCAAGUUGAGAGCAGUUGGGUUGAGAGCUGUCUUCCGCCCGAAGUUCAAUAUGCAUGCCUUUACUGGGCUCAUUUAUUGCACUGGCUUGAGGCGCUUGGCUGGAUGGGGAAGGCUUCAGAGGGUAUCCAAGCAAUAUUGUCAUUAGAGGAUUAUGUUUUGGUUAAGGACGGCCCUAAUUUGCAUGCAUUUAUCUAUGAUGCAAAGCGAUUUGCCUUAUAUAACCGAUCAGUGAUUGAACAGGUACCUCUUCAACUAUAUUGCUCUGCUCUUGUCUUUGCGCCAGAAAAUAGCAUUAUUCGAAAGAAGUUCAAGACUUGUAUCCCAGAUUGGAUUCAGCAAGAACCAAAAGUGCAAGCACGUUGGAACGCAGCGCUGCAGACGCUCGAGGGCCACACUAGCUGGGUCACUUCAGUAGCUUUCUCCCCCGACGGUAAGCAAGUCGUGUCUGGAUCACUUGAUAAGACGGUGCGGCUCUGGGACGCGGCUAUAGGAGUACCGCUGCAAACGCUCGAGGGCCAUUCUAGCUGGGUCAAUUCAGUGUCCUUCUCACCCGACGGCAAGCAGGUCGUCUCUGGCUUAAGCGAUCGGACGGUGCGGCUCUGGGACGCGGCUACGGGAGCACCGCUCCAGACGCUCGAGGGCCACACUGACUCGGUCACAUCUGUGGCCUUCUCAUCCGACAGCAAGCAGGUGCCAAUCUUACGAGUAUCCAAUCAUUGGGUAGUGGAAGGCGAUACGAAUAUUCUUUGGCUACCUCCCGAUUAUCGGAAAACUUGUUCAGCUACUUGGAACGGAAGUCUUGUUAUAGGGCAUUCAUCUGGGAGAAUUUCAUUCUUUGCCUUUAAAAAGGGAGUAAAGCUUGUCAUGUAA
This is a messenger RNA of Mollisia scopiformis, 1644 nucleotides long. RefSeq lists its product as uncharacterized. The record is from RefSeq and is a predicted model, not a curated record. The transcript is spliced from 4 exons. Gene Ontology annotation, cellular component: nucleus; transcription repressor complex. Gene Ontology annotation, molecular function: protein binding. Bases 1 to 1644 code for a protein of 547 amino acids. Gene Ontology annotation, biological process: negative regulation of transcription by RNA polymerase II. NCBI's taxonomy places the organism in Eukaryota, Fungi, Ascomycota, Leotiomycetes, Helotiales, Mollisiaceae.